AGCCAGAAAAAAAAAAGAAACGAAAAACGAGAUUUCGAAUUUUGUAUUCGUCUACCGAGUGAUGGCGCCAAAGUUGCGGCUCACUGCCGACGGAGAGAAGGAAUAACUCAAAACUUUCAGGCUUCACGGAGAGUAGCAUUGGUCGUCUGCUGAAUGGUUCAAGGUGACAUUCAUAGGAUAAGAAAAAUGUUAGGAGCUACCCUGAUUGGGACGCCUGGGGUGCCAUCGGCAUGGGAGUGUUCCUCCAUGAUGUCUUCAAAUCAACUUGUCGUGUGAUCAACAAACGGAUGAAUCAAUCAGAGUUGCGCAUCCUGUGGACUACAAAAGACAAACAUUGCGUUCAAGACUUGUGUUUGUCAAUGACGUGAGGCCUGGUUAAUAAGGUCAACACAUUUCUAAGGCUUGACACAACUGUCAACAGACAGACAAUUAUGAGGCCGCCUUUGUUUUCUACAUCUUGAUCUGUUUUUAUUUGGCAAAUUUUAUGUCUUUGUUCAUAUAAGCUUGCUUCUCAUCAUGUUAAUGGACAUCAGUCGUUUUCUUCAUUUUAAUGUGAUCAAAUAUCAUAUUAACUCUUUCUUUCCUAACUGACGAUACCAACGUUGAUUCCAUCAGAAUGUGUUAAAUAAUAACGGAGAAAAAGAGUUAAGGAGCAGCGUACUUUAUGUGUCAUUUCGGACUUUUCAAUAGGAUAUAAUUCAUUGUUUUACUAUUUGUUUGAUUCCAUUGUAAAACAUCGUGUUCAGAAGUCUUUGUAAUCAUUUUAUUGAUUCAUGUAUCUUCAGUUCACGAAUAGAUCCAGGAACAAUGCAAGAUGAUAUAGUAGAUAUUGACCUCCACUCUCGUGUUGACCUUUAACCUUACUGACCAUUCGGAUUUAGUUUUUAGAGGAUGGUGAACAACGGAUACGCCCCUGUGAUGAUCGUGGUAUCAAGAAACCUGAGCUCCCACUUGAUGGCGAACGGAACGCUGGACGAGAGCGCCACGUACUCCAUGGAGUCGGCUGGGCUGGACAACACCACCUCGCUGAACCUGAGCAAGUUGCCCUACCCGCACACCAUUGAGUACAAGCCCAUGCUGGAGAUGAUCUUCAAGACGCUCCUGUAUGUGCCCAUCAUUGUGCUCACCAUCAUAGGCAACACCAUCGUCAUUGCUGUAGUGGCCAAAAACAAACGAAUGCAGACCACCACUAAUUACUACAUCGUAAACCUGGCGGUGGCAGAUUGCCUCAUAGCCCUCACCUGUUCCUGGACCCACCUUGUGGAUGAUCUGACGCCAUUUUGGGUUCUGGGCGGAUUUUUUUGCACUUUUAACGCCUUCUGUCAAGUGUUGAGUUUAAUGGCCAGUGUGUUCACCUUGACAUUCAUAGCCUGCGACCGCUUCUUCGGUAUUGUUUAUGCCAUGAAGGCUCACUUCAUUGAACGGAGGGCCAGUUUUACCAUUGUAUUGAUUUGGCUGCUCUCCAUCGCGGUGGCCUCCCCUUUGAUCUUCUACCGCGGCUAUCAGGAGGUUCAGUGGAAGGAUGUCACGGAGUCUUUCUGUAUGGACACAUGGCCUGUGAAUAUCAUCCAUAAUCCAGAGACCAAAACCUCCAUCGUUGAUCAUCGGGCCCGCCGCACUUAUUUCAUGUUCGUCUGCGUGGCCCUGUUCUUCGUCCCGUGCCUGGUCAUGUUCUGCGCCUACCUGGUCAUUAUCGUCACUCUGUGGUCAGCCCAAGUUCCAGGGGAGAGAAUUAGCAAAGAUAUCAAGUCUCAAACGAAAAUGAGAAAAAGGGUCGUUGUGAUGCUUGUGAUCAUUCUGACCGUAUUUAUGAUCUGUUGGAGCCCGCUAGUCGGCUCUCUCAUCUACGCAGAGUUUGUACAUGACAACCUCCAUCAGUUCGCCCAAUGGUAUGCACCUUACGAGUUUUUCUCCAAGUACCUAGCCCAUUUCAACAGUUUCAUUAACCCCUUCAUCUACGCAGGCUUCAACAAUAACUUCAAGAAAGGUAAGAGACGGCUUUCAGAAUCUUUGUCGCGGCGGCGACACACGUACUCGCUACAACACUAUGGUGUCUCGAGUCGACUCCUUCCAGAGCUCCACUCACAUGACCAAAGUGUAAGCGCCCCCCAGACACGAAAUCAGCGCGGGGCAGCCCCCACCAACUGCCACAGAGUCUGAUUUCAGCAAUUUUUGACAUUCAAAAAAACAAAAAGUACAGAGGAUAAUGUUGGCAUGAAAUGCGGUUGGUGAAAAUGAGGGAUUCCCCUCAAUCUACGUCAUUUCCUGUUCUGAAACUCGACGGGAGAGUCUGGGCUUAUCGUCUGCUAAAUUGAGAGAUCAUUACUGACAGGAUUUAAUUAGGCCCGAAACACAAGUAACAUCUGAAGAUGGAUUUCUUUUAAAUCUUGCGGGGGAAAAAAUGUGCUUAUUCAGAUUGUACAUAAAAAAUAAAAACAGAAGCUAGACUUGACCUUUGACACUGAGAUUAAGAAUAAAGUCUUGAAUCACGUGUCAAAACUUGAAGUCACAUGAUCAUAUUCGUUAAAUACUUGCUGUGAAAUGAUUGUUUGUUAUUGUUGUUGUUUUGUUUGCAUGCUAAAAUAGAUUUAUCAUAAACGUUGAUUUUCAUUGUUUAUGUUAAAUGUCAAUAAAAAGAAUCAGUGUAUUACCAAAGCUUGGUAAAUCUCUGAUCAGCUUAGGUUUUUUUUAUACUUGUUAUUAGCUUCUAAUGAAAUAGUUUUUUGUCCGGAGAUAAAGAACGAGUAAAAUAUUUCACACCUAGUAUGUGACCUACUUCCGUAUUUUAUUCUCCCCGCUUUUGUUUCGUUUCCUUUCUUUCCACAUUUGCAAACAAUUAUAGAUUAUAGAUGAUCUCUCCCCGAGUGUUGGAAUUAAUUAUGUCAUUAUGCCCAAUACUUAUAUGCAUAAUUGAUUAAAAGCGAUAAACUUCUGUGGAUCCUUGCAAAGAGUUGUAUUGCAAUGACUUAUUUAGUGUAGGUGGUACAGAGAUGAACAUAACUGUAUUAUUGAAUCUCCCAGAUCUGUUCCGCUUUCUAUUAUCGCCAUCAGGAUGUUAUCUCGCGCAGAGGCUCCCUCUCCCCUCCCUUUACAUCACUCCAUCCACUCCGCUCUAGCCAGGCAUCUGACGAAAGGGUUAUAAUUACUGUGAUAAAAGGGUUAGAAAUCGAUCCAUUAGUAAAUAAUUAAUAGCAUUGGAAUCGAUUAUUAUUUGUUCAGUAGUUAUAGUGUUGUCAGAUCUGUAUUCGUUCCAGGUAUUUAGAAUAAGAAGCUAAGUUAUUAUGAAUGUUAUUAUAUUGUUAUGUGAUAAUCAAAUAUCGGGACUGGUUUUUUUUUUUUUUUGUUAGCAGUGUUACGAAAUAGUCCUAUUGUUACUGUGGGACUGUCAAUAACUUUAAUGUUAUGUAAUGUCAAUAACAAUCAGAAAAUCAUGUCUAUUAUCUGUAUAUCAUAAAACAAAGUGACAUCAUCCUUCUUAGUAAUAAAGUCUCAUGAUGAUUGG
This is a messenger RNA of Biomphalaria glabrata, 3502 nucleotides long. Its product is annotated as QRFP-like peptide receptor. Gene Ontology annotation, cellular component: membrane. Lineage: Eukaryota; Metazoa; Mollusca; Gastropoda; Planorbidae. Gene Ontology annotation, molecular function: neuropeptide Y receptor activity. The transcript is spliced from 8 exons. Bases 892 to 2160 code for a protein of 422 amino acids. The record is from RefSeq and is a predicted model, not a curated record. Gene Ontology annotation, biological process: G protein-coupled receptor signaling pathway.